Betta splendens (Siamese fighting fish) is the source of this 2363-nucleotide messenger RNA. It is a transcript of the gene mgat1a, whose product is annotated as alpha-1,3-mannosyl-glycoprotein 2-beta-N-acetylglucosaminyltransferase a. Bases 446 to 1753 code for a protein of 435 amino acids. Gene Ontology annotation, molecular function: alpha-1,3-mannosylglycoprotein 2-beta-N-acetylglucosaminyltransferase activity. The transcript is spliced from 3 exons. Gene Ontology annotation, biological process: protein N-linked glycosylation. The record is from RefSeq and is a predicted model, not a curated record. Gene Ontology annotation, cellular component: Golgi apparatus. NCBI's taxonomy places the organism in Eukaryota, Metazoa, Chordata, Actinopteri, Anabantiformes, Osphronemidae.
GACAGCCAGUGCCCAGGAAGUCGUCGUGUUACUUUGCUUUCUCCUCCUCCAGUCUCGUGAGGAGCCAGAGAAAGUGAAGAGGACCGAAGUUGCGUUCAGCGGCGAAACUUGCAGCGGAGCCGAGGUCGAGCGGCUCCAGGCGUCCAACUCCGCCGGUCGUCACCGGAACCGGGGAGGAAGAGAGCGCACAGACGGAAAGAGGCGGCCGCAUUGCGAGGACGUGGUUGAAAGUUGAGGACCUGCUGAACUCACUCUACUGCGUCAUGUCGUCUCCUGCCUUCGCUGACACUGUGAUGUGUCAUUGUAUCUGUAGGAACGGCACAGUGAUCUGAGGGGGUCUGUGACAGCACACGGGCGACGUUUCCCGUAUCCCGUUCUCAUUGCCUGAAACAGGACGGCCCUCGCUCGGACCCUGUCUUCCUGUGCCCCCUCCUUCCUGUUGGCCAUGCUCCGCAAGAGAGGCUCCCUCAUCCUUUUGGGGGCGUUCCUGUUUGUCACCUGGAACGCCAUCCUGCUCCUGCUGUGGGGCAGAGUCACGCCCGGAGAUCAGGGCGACCUGGUGGCUGGACCCACUCAUGAAAUGAUGAAAGACAUGCUCCAUUUGGCCGACACAAUCGAAGUAGAGCUUGAGAUACAGAAAAAUAUCUUGAUCCAGAUAAAGAAUCACACGUCCCUGAAGGAGGCGUCCAACAAAAACAGAGCAAAGGUGUUGGCGCCCCCCCAGCCCGUCCUUCCUAUCCUGGUUAUCGCCUGUAACAGGGUCACUGUGAGGCGCUGCCUGGACAACUUACUGCAGCACCGGCCCUCGGCAGAGCUUUACCCAAUCAUAGUGAGUCAGGACUGUGGACACGCCGAGACUGCUGAGGUCAUCAGUUCGUACGGGAGCCGAGUGACCCAUCUGAAACAGCCCGAUCUGUCGGAGAUCGCCGUUCGGCCAGAGCACAAGAAGUUUCAGGGUUACUACAAGAUCUCGCGGCAUUAUCACUGGGCCCUGAACCAAGUGUUCAGAACCCUGCUUCAUUCCUCCGUAGUGAUCGUAGAGGACGAUCUGGAGGUGGCGCCAGACUUCUUUGAGUACUUCGGAGCCCUGCUGCCGCUCCUGAAGUCCGACCCUACCUUGUGGUGUGUGUCGGCCUGGAAUGACAACGGCAGGGACGGCUACGUGGAUCCCGGCAGAGCCGACCUGCUUUACCGGACAGACUUCUUCCCGGGUCUGGGAUGGAUGCUCCUCAGGGAGGUGUGGGAGGAGCUGGAGCCAAAGUGGCCGGCGUCAUUCUGGGACGACUGGAUGCGUCAUCCCGAGCAGCGCCGCGGCCGGGCCUGCAUCCGCCCUGAGAUCUCACGGACUUUGACUUUUGGCCGGCAAGGUGUGAGCCUGGGUCAGUUUUAUGACAAGUACCUGCGUUACAUUAAACUCAACACUGAAUUUGUGCCUUUCAAUAAGUUAGACCUGAGUUACUUGAAGGAGGAGACAUACAGAGAAAACUUUCAAAAAGAAGUUUACGGUGCUCGUCUCGUUACAUAUGAGAAUGUAGCGCAGGGGCAGCUCCAAGGAACCGGGCCAUUCCGCCUCCAGUACUCGAGCAAGGACAGCUUCAAAAUACUGUCCAAAAACCUGGGAAUCAUGGAUGACUUGAAGUCCGGAGUCCCAAGGACGGGCUAUAGGGGGAUAGUCAGUUUCUUCUCACGAGGAAAAAGAAUCUACUUAGCCCCUCCUCCAGGAUGGACGCAGUACGAUCCCACCUGGAGCUGAUCCAGUAGAAAGUUGAUGCAGUGGUGUUUUUGGGAAAUCUUAAAUGUCGUUCUAGACCAAAGACCACAAAGGUUCACUUUGAAUGUUAUAAACUACUUUAUUAUCCUUGAUAAGGAUGAUGGUUCUACUUUUUGGCAUAGGAGUCAUUGCCAAUGCUUCUCAGGUCUUUCUCAUUAUUCCAAAACAUUUUUCUUUUUUGUAGCAAAGAGCCUAAACAGUUUGUUAAACAAAUCUGCUGCUGAUUUAUUUUUACGAUAUGCCACUUAUGCGCAUGACAUUCACUGCAAUUCCCUAGUUUGGCACUUUUGUUUAAGUUGUUUGCAGUUUGUGGAAGCCUAAAUGAACUGCAAAUGUAAAAUCAGAAUCUGUGUAUGUUUCUUAUGGUGUCAGUUACUGGGCGCGAUGGCAAUAUAAUCUGUUAUGCCAUUUCAUUUAUUUUGGCAUUCUUUGAAAAUCAAUUGUUGCUGUUUCCAUUUUAAUGUUGAGCUUCUGGCAGGAUUGUUACUUUGUACAAAACAAUAAUUGUUUGUGCAGUUUUGAAAUGAAAACCGACGUGUAUUUGUUUUGUUUUUAUAAUUAGCUGCUUAAUACAGGUCAAUUUCUCACAGAA